Molecule: messenger RNA, 909 nt
Organism: Fragaria vesca subsp. vesca
Lineage: Eukaryota; Viridiplantae; Streptophyta; Magnoliopsida; Rosales; Rosaceae
Product: putative nuclease HARBI1-like
Exons: 4
Coding region: 1-909 (302 amino acids)
Source: RefSeq, a predicted model, not a curated record
AUGGCAGAUUGGCAGAGGGAUAGAGUAGCUGCACCUCUGAAUGAAAUUGGGGUUUGGGUUCUUUCCCAGAGAAGCACCAUUUUCUAUAAGCUGCAGGAAGUUGAGAUGCAACCACCUUUAUUAGUCCAUAAUGCAGUUUUGCACGUUGAACUCAUAAAACCUCUUGAUCCUGAGUUCAAGAAUACUCUAGCAGAAAUAUUGGGAGAUUCUAGAUACAUGCCUCAUUUCAAGGAUUGUAUUGGAGCUAUAGAUGGCAUACAUGUUCAAGCCAAAAUAUCACCUUCUGAGCAAGUACCAUAUAUUGGUCGAAAAGGGAUACCUACUCAGAAUAUAAUGGCUGUAUGCAACUUUGACAUGCAAUUCACUUUUGCAUGUGUGGGAUGGGAAGGCACUGCUCACGAUACAAGGGUAUUUCAAUCAGCAGUUCAAAAUCCAACCUCGAAUUUUCCUAAACCUCCAAAUGGGAAAUACUAUGUGGUGGAUGCAGGAUACCCACAAAUCAAAGGGUAUUUAGGACCGUAUAAAUGUCAAAGGUACCAUCUUCCAGAUUUUCGCAGAGGUGCCCAACCAACAGGUUAUAAAGAGGUUUUCAAUCAUGCACAUUCCUCCCUCAGAAGUGUUAUUGAACGAACUUUUGGAGUAUGGAAAAAAAGAUGGAAUAUUCUACGGGACAUGCCUACUUAUCCAUUUGACAAACAAGUGAAAAUUGUUAUAGCAACAAUGACACUACACAACUACAUAAGAAGGUAUUCCCAACGUGACUGUGUUUUUGAUGAAAGUGAAAAUCUGUAUGAUAUUGAACAGAUGGGAAAGCAGCCUGAAGCAGAAGAUCGCAAUGGUCAUGUUUCAAGAGAAAUGGAGGCCUUGAGAAAUAGUAUCGCUGCAAGUUUAAUGGGGACACCUAUUUGA